AUGAAACCAACAGCCAAAACCAUUCACCGAAACCAGCCUAAACCAGCAUCUACGCGCGUUUACUGUCUCGACGUGUUACGCAAAACGCUGUUGUGCGUGUUCCUUCUGGCUCGGCAGAGCGACGCUGUUUUAACGUCGACAGCGGGACGUACGACGUUGACGAAGAUGAUGGCGCGAGAUGUUGAUGGUGGUUCGAGCAUCGGGUACAUGUACAAUCAGCAACAGGGCCUUCCGGUUUACUACGUGCGGUACACCAAUCACGGAAGUGGACGCUACUAUCAUGCACCGGCCGUGCAGUACGUUGCUACACCUGUUGCGCGCGCUGUUCCUGCAACAACGUUCCUACACCCCUACGUAACCACGCUGGAUGUUCCGCGCCCCAGCCACCAAGGAACUGCCAAUUACCGUAACGAGCAAUUGGAACAGCCGGCUGCGCCUCUCGUCAACUCUCUGCCACGCGUCUCGCAUUCCCACGUUGAUGGGAAGAUCACCAUGGCGGACGAGGGCAGCGAGAAGGAAGGGACUAGAGAGUGGCAAAAGAGCGUCGAAGAAGAUCGCGAUAACGAGGAGAGUGAGAAGGACGAGGGGGAAGUGAGCGAUCGCGGAGACGGUGUCGAGGAUGAAGAGAUUCAUGGCGGAUCUCACGGUGAUUCGACGGAGACGUUUGAGCAUGGGAAUGGUCGCGAGGGAGUUGAUGAAUCUCCAAGGGGCGACGAUCGUUUGACAGAGGAAGGAGCAGGAGAGAAGAACGCGAAUGAAGAGUAUUCAGAGAAUGAGACGGAGAGAGAGAAGGGAUAUAAAAAGGGGAGAGAGUCGAGUGAAACGAAGACUGGUAGCGAUGACAGCGAACACAAGGAAGGAUACUACGAGAACAAGGAUGAACACGCGGAAGGACACGUGGCCGAAGUUGAAAACCACGGUUCCCACGACAAGGCGGAGAAAUUCAAAGAUGGCGGUAGUUACGGACACAAGUCGUACUACAAGAAAGGGUAUAAAACUAAUGGUUACCACAAUGUCUUUCACAAGGACGAGUACAAAAAGGAGACGGAGUUCUACGACGAUGACCAUAAGAAAGGUCAUUUCGAGGAGUACGAGGAACUCGACGAAGGUUACAAGAGCGACGAGGGUGAUUUCAAAAAAGGCGGACGCCAUUCCUCCGGACACGAUUAUCAAGAUCGCGGAAAGAAAGGCAGAUACGAUAAAGGACGUCGUGACAACCAGGAUCAAGGUCAUCGGGCUGAGAAAGGCGAGGAAUCGUAUUAUUCGAGCCACGAGGAUCACAGCGCCGAAGAAGAUUCGAAGUCAGAGAGAACGCACAAGUUCCGCAAAGGAGAUUGUUAA
Heterotrigona itama is the source of this 1341-nucleotide messenger RNA. The record is from the annotation of a GenBank genome assembly. Lineage: Eukaryota; Metazoa; Arthropoda; Insecta; Hymenoptera; Apidae.